CCCACAGUGACAAUCAUGACAACGAUGUUCAUCCAACUGCGCCGUGUGGUGUACCUGUUGGUACUUCUGCAGUGCUGCGUGUGUGUUGUUCUUGCGCAAAGUGGUUUUACUUCUGUAGAAACGGAAUUGGGAGCAUCCUUUGAAAGUAUGAAAAAAAAGAUUGUCGAGGUUGAGAAUGCUUAUGAGGCAGCAAAAGAAACUGUUGGUCCGUUGAUGAACGCAAUAGUUGUUUGUGAAGAAGCUUCUUUAGCUUUGUCAAAUGCGAAUGAGAAAGCUAAUGUCUUUGUGGAAAAAACUAAAGAGGAAAUAAAACAAAAAGUAGCUAAUAUGUUUGACAUCGGAACGAGAGAAGUGGAAGCUAAAGAACUAGUGAAUACAAUUACGGUUGCAGUAGAGAAUGCCACAAAAGCCACUGCUGCAGUGAAUUCUGCAGCAGAUACAUCGUUCUCUGCAGCCAAUAAACUUGAGGAGAUCGCAUCACCGUUGUAUAAUAUCUCAACUAAUUUUUCGAAUUUCACCACAUCUGUAAGGGAAUUGUCAGGAACUACAGAGGAAGAGAAACGUAUGGCCGAAAACGGUUCCUUUAAUAUUACAAAAGCAAAAGAAUUCGUGAUCACAUUGCUUUCACGUGUUAACGAUGCAACGCAACAGGCCUCUUUAGCAGAACAAGACGUACAAAACGCGACUCAAAUAAGGAAGUUGGUGGAAGAGACAAUACACAGCCUAAGGUCAGCAGUAAAGAAGACUUCCGAAGAACACACACGAAGGAAUAAUGCAGGAGUAGACAAGGAAGUGUCAGAGCAGGAAAAAACAGAGGGAGGUAAUACCAACCAGAACAACCAAACCAGCCAAAACGAUCGGACGUCGCCCGAAAAGGUUGAAGUUCCCAAUCCACAAGACGUCAAUCAAAGAGAGACGGAAACACAUGAUGAGAAAAGCCAACAAGGAGUGAAGAACGAGAACACAACCGAGAAUUCCAAUGAAAACAAAGAAACACUAAAUCCCCCAUCUGAUAGUGCCGAUUUGCCAUCUCGCACUGUUUCUUCAGUUUCUAAUGGUGUGAAUGUUUCUGAUGUAAACGACAGCAGCAGCAGUCCUGCAUUGGUGCACGGUCCCUUGCUGCUGCUUCUGCUGUGUGUGUUGGACUGCGCUCUCGUGUGCUGA
Molecule: messenger RNA, 1164 nt
Organism: Trypanosoma theileri
Lineage: Eukaryota; Euglenozoa; Kinetoplastea; Trypanosomatida; Trypanosomatidae
Exons: 1
Source: RefSeq, a predicted model, not a curated record